AAUUACAUGACCGGUAGGUAGUAGAUAGUGUCUCCCUCUCUCCUUCAUAGUCUUCUUCACCUCGUGCACACGCUUCUGAGAGACGAGGCGAUUAACGGCGCUCUCUCUCUCUCUCUGUUCGCCUUUGUCGCUAAAAGAAGCUGGUGGUAGAUGGUGUUUUUGCUGUUUAGGUUUCUUUGGGAUUGAAAGUUAGAGACUUUCGUUUGCGAUUCUUGCCUUAGAACCGUGAGGAAUAUAUAUAGUGUACAAAUGGCGCGUAGAGGAAGAAGAAAGGUAAAGCCUUACUGUCUUACGGAGUCUGAACAGAUGAGUGUGUGAUGGUUGUUUCGGACUUGAGAGAGAGAGAGAGUAGGAGAUGCUUUAGAACUCAUGUUCUUGUUUUUGAUUUCCGGUGGGAAAUAGAAAUCACUACAAGAAAAUACGCUGAUUCUGAGGGAAAUACCGAGGGAAAAUGAGUUUUUCGGAAAUUUCUGACAAAAUAUCGAGGAAAUACCGAGGAAACGAAGAAAUGGGGUUUCCUCGAAAUUUCCUCACUAUAUUUUGAGGAAAUUUCGAGGAAGACCAACUUCCUCGGUAUUUUUCGAGGGAAUACUGAGGAAAUACGGGUCGUCGGAAAAAACCGACGGAUAUUUCUAAUAUUUCGACGACAUCUUGUAGCCGUUAGAGAGCCGUUGGGAGAGCCGUUGGGGGAUUUAAACUAUUUCGAGGAAAUUUCGAGGAAAUGUCUGUUUUCCUCGAAAUUUCCUCGAAAUUUCCUCAGUAUGCCGGGAGGAUUUCAUCUAUAAAUACAGCCACCCCUCUUCCUCUUCAUUCACUCCAUUUCUUUUCUUCUUCUCUCCUAGUCUCACGAAUUUGAUUCCAAAAAACAUGUCUUCUUCAAAUUAUUUUCGUUCUUGGAUGGAUCGUCCUCAUUUGGAUCCGGACACGAGAUUGCUUACGGAAGAAUACAAUCAAGGUAUAAUCGAGUUCAUGAGGGUAGCUCGCCAACAACCGGAAGCAGAAACAGGUAAGUUAAGAUGUCCUUACUCUAAUUGUAAAAAUAGAAAAGUUAUUAAAGAGUGGGAUGUUUGGACUCAUCUAUUAUUGAGUGGGUUUACACGAAGUUACAAAAUUUGGUAUCAUCAUGGGGAAACUGAUUAUGAACUUGGUAGUACUAGCGAACCUCAGCCGGCGGUUAGAUUAGAAGAACCAAUUAGGGCGGAUGUAGAUUAUGGUGUAGGUACUGAGCAGUGAUAAAUGAUCAUUUUAGAGGGGAAGAUUUACCCAAUGCAGAAGCUAGGAGAUUUUAUGAAAUGUUGGAUGCUGGAAAGCAACCAUUGUACGAAGGUUGCAGAGAUGGUCAUUCAGCUUUAUCAUCUGCUAUGAGACUGAUGGGCAUUAAAACAGAUUAUAACUUGGCUGAAGACUGUGUGGAUGCGAUAGCUAAUUUUGUUAAAGGUAUUCUACCUGAGGAUAAUGUAGCUCCAGGUUCAUACUACGAGGUUCAAAAACUCGUAGCUGGGGUUGGUUUAUCUUAUCAGGUAAUAGAUGUAUGCAGCGAUAACUGCAUGAUUUAUUGGAGGGCGGAUGAUCAGCGGACUACAUGCAAAUUUUGUGGGAAGCCUCGUUAUAAAGAUACGAGUGGAAGAGUUCCAGUGCCAUAUAAAAGGAUGUGGUAUUUGCCUUUGACGGAAAGGUUGCAGAGGUUGUAUCUUUCAGAACGCACAGCGCAACGAAUGAGAUGGCAUGCGGAGCACUCAACAGAUGGUGAGAUUAGACAUCCUUCAGAUGCAAAAGCGUGGAAACAUUUCCAAUCAAAGUAUCCCGACUUUGCGUAUGAGAGAAGAAAUGUCUACCUUGGAUUAUGUACUGAUGGUUUCAGCCCGUAUGGGAAGUGUGGAAGACAAUAGUCUCUAUGGCCAGUCAUUGUUAAACCAUACAACUUACCCCCAAACUUGUGCUUGCGACGAGAGUUUUUGUUUCUCUCCAUUCUCGUUCCCGGACCAGAGCAUCCUAAGAUAUUUCGUGUAAAGAAAACUUUUAAAUGCGGGCAGUACUAAUGUGGACAAUAAGUGAUUUUCCAGCAUAUGGUAUGUUAUCUGGAUGGACAACGCAUGGAAGGCUAUCAUGUCCAUAUUGUCAAAAAUUAUUGAUGCUUUCCAACUAAAACACGGAAGGAAAACGUGUUGGUUUGACUGCCACAGGAGAUUCCUACCACCUGAUCAUCCUUAUCGUAGGAGUAGGAAUUUGUUUACGAAGAACAAGAGGGUGUUUGACAGUCCACCUGCAGAAAUUAGUGGGAAAGGUUUGAAGACACAACUAAGAGAUUUUGGUGCAGAAAGGACGCCAGACGUCGGUGGACAUGCGCGUUUUCCGGUAGAUGCUGUUGGAAACCUACAUAGCUGGCACAAAAAAGUAUAUUCUGGGAUCUGCCAUACUGGGAGGAUCAUUUGCUAAGGCAUAAUUUAGAUGUCAUGCAUAUUGAGAAGAACUUUUUUGACAACCUCAUGAACACGAUCCUUAACGUUCAAGGUAAAACAAAGGAUAAUUUGAAGUCAAGACUGGAUUUAGUUGAUAUAUGUGAUCGUUCAGAACUUCAUGUUGAUGGGAAUGGUAGGGCUCCUUUUCCCAUAUACCGACUUGAUGCAGAGGGAAAAAAUGCGUUCUUCGAUUGGAUUUCAAACGAUGUGGAGUUUCCAGACGGUUAUGCAUCUAAUUUGCGUAACUGUAUCGACAGAAAGGAAGGAAAGUUUAUUGGUUUAAAAAGUCACGAUUGUCAUGUGUUGAUGCAGCGCUUACUUCCGUUUGCUUUCAAGGAACUAUUACCACGAAAUGUUCAUGAAGCAAUAGCAGGGAUAAGUGCUUUCUUCCGUGAUUUAUGCGCCAGAUCAGUGACUCUUGAAGGUAUUGAAAAUCUGAAGACUAACAUAGCCGUGAUUCAGUGCAACCUUGAGAAGAUAUUUCCUCCCUCAUUUUUUGAUGUUAUGGAGCAUCUUGUUAUUCACCUGGCAAGAGAAUUGGAACUUGGUGGUCAUGUGCAGUAUAGAUGGAUGUAUCUGUAUGAGCGGUAUAUGUUCCAUUUGAAGAAGAUGGUGAAAAAUCUAAGUAGGGUGGAAGGUUCUAUAGUCGCACAGAUGAUCAAUGAAGAAAUUUCAAACUUUGCUGAGUACUACUUUCCAGCAGAAGUUCAGACCAAAAACAGAAGACCUGUACGGCAUGAUGAUAGAGGCGAACGGGCAACAUACAAUGUUACGGUUCCUGACAUUUUCACAGAUGUUGGACGACUUAGCGGAAAAUUAAAGGAUCGUCGACUUACUGAGCAGGAGCGCAGUCAUUUGCAAACAUAUUUGCUCACCAACUGCGAAGAUGUUCUUCAAUAUGAGAGGAUUUUCAUGGCAGAAAAGCGGUUCGAAUAUAGAUACGCUACAGAGGCAGAACUAGAAGAAAUGAAGCAAAGAGAAUUUGCUGGAUGGAUGUUUACUUAUGUGUCUGCUGGUUUGGCCAGAGGUGAAACAUUUGACGAUUGGAUACGUGAGAUGGUGGUUGGACCAAACUAUGUUGUGAAGUCAUAUCCGAGAUUUUGUACUCGAGGAUAUGCAUUCACAACUGAAAAGACGAAACGUUCGCGUACGACCUAUGAUGCUGGCGUUUGUUCUGCAUCGGGAGAUGAUGUAUACUACGGACACAUACAUGAGAUUUUGGAAAUCAAGUAUUUAGGCCUGCUUGGAUUGCGCUGUACUGUUUUCUAUUGUGAUUGGCACGACAUCACUCCAGAUCGAGGUCUGAGAACAGAUGCAUUUGGUGUUACAUCAGUUAAUUCGAGACGAAAGCUGCAAUAUUAUGAUCCUUUCAUUCUUGCUUCUCAGGCCGAUCAGGUUUGUUAUAUCAAGUACCCCCGGAUAAGGAACAGAGAUGAUCCAUGGGUUACUGUUACCAGACUCAACCCGAGAGGCCGAGUUCAGGGGAGUUCUGAGCUGGAAGACCCACUACAACCAAUCACAUCCAGUAACUUAAGUGCAGCAGAAGAUGUAGCAGGAGUUGGCCUUGUAGUAGAUUUCACCGACUUCGCAGAGGAAGCCGUCGUUCACGCACAGGAUGAACCAGUUAUUGGAGAGUUUCACCAAGAUCCAGAAUCAGAUUCAUCUGCUGAUGAUGAGUCGGAAUCAGAGUAG
Molecule: messenger RNA, 4151 nt
Organism: Raphanus sativus (radish)
Lineage: Eukaryota; Viridiplantae; Streptophyta; Magnoliopsida; Brassicales; Brassicaceae
Exons: 5
Coding region: 2454-4151 (565 amino acids)
Source: RefSeq, a predicted model, not a curated record